GCAUGUAGCAUUGCUUAAAAAGCCCUGUGCAGGAGGGUGAGCGUGUUGUCACUCGAUGCAAGUUUUUGAAAACAUUCUGUUGAGGUCGAUGACAGUGACGAUGAAAGAUAAUAUGCCAAGGUAUAAGAAUGGAUUAUGAACGGUUGCUACUUGCACACAAGAUUUCCGAAGAAUUUAUAGAAGACAGAAAUAAGGGAAAGUACUUUUGUAUUCUCUUGUUUGAUGACGAUUCACACAGAGUUCCAAUCAUCUUUGAUAGUGGACGUACCUAUCCAGUAAUAGAUUGUGUUUGUGAAUGGUUAUUCAAACGGAAUACGAGUCUUCAUAUCACCAAGAUUAUUCAAAAAGUUAAUUCUUGCUUAACACAAUGUGGUAGGGGUCUAGAAAUAACGCAAGAUGAUUUGAAAUACACCUUUCUCAACCCUGAAGUUGAUGGUGAUCGUUCGAUUUCAUUUGAGGGAAUAGACAGAAGAGAAUUAUGGGGUUACCUUGCAAGAAAAAUACCAGGUAUUGAUAUUCGGUACAUAGCACACUUUCUGAUUCCCUACGACGACGUGGAAAAAAUAUUCAUAGACAAAAGAGGAGAUAUUGAAGGAGUAACUGUGGCUGUACUGGAGAGCUGGGAUAAAAGAUCUCCAUCUUGGCAUCAAUUAAAAUCAGUUUUGGAAUUUUUAAACAUGGAACAACUUAUCGAAGACAUUGAAGAUCGAAUCAAGAAUGGAGAAAGCUAUCAGUUUUAUAAAAACUUCAGAGGGGAUAUCAUUGUGUUAUUAAAUUUUGCGACAAAACAAUUUAAUAUUCAGAAUCAUUCAGAAAAUGUUGUGAAAGAUCUGAAAAAAGACGUCGACUUUAAGAUAACAGAAAAUGAAGGGAAGAUGUUGAUUCAUGUUUUUAAAGACUCACAGUUCCAGCCUAAAAAAAUAGAAAUUCUCUCAGUUGAUGAUUCAUUUUUAAAGAUAUCUGUAUCAAUAUCUUUUUAUUACAAUAGGAAAAGAUAAUAACGUCACCUGACAAACCUGUAUAUAA
Messenger RNA from Hydractinia symbiolongicarpus, 1026 nucleotides. RefSeq lists its product as uncharacterized. The coding region runs from base 129 to 998 and encodes 289 amino acids. Lineage: Eukaryota; Metazoa; Cnidaria; Hydrozoa; Anthoathecata; Hydractiniidae. The record is from RefSeq and is a predicted model, not a curated record. The transcript has 6 exons.